This is a messenger RNA of Prosopis cineraria, 1643 nucleotides long. RefSeq names its product lysine histidine transporter 1-like. The transcript has 8 exons. Lineage: Eukaryota; Viridiplantae; Streptophyta; Magnoliopsida; Fabales; Fabaceae. The coding region runs from base 106 to 1455 and encodes 449 amino acids. Gene Ontology annotation, cellular component: plasma membrane. The record is from RefSeq and is a predicted model, not a curated record.
GCUUGUUAUAUAUACAAGACGCGUGCCCUGUGAUCCCCCUGAAGCCUCCAAUUAAUUUUAUCAGAGCCGAGCCGAUCUCUCCUUUCUGCCUUCCUCUCUUUCGUCAUGGGAACUCAAGCACCAAGCAACGAUGCUUAUGCUCGCUCUCACUCUGUUGAAGAACAAUUAGCCAAGCAGAAGGAAAUAGAUGAUUGGCUUCCAAUUACUUCUGCAAGGAAUGCGAAGUGGUACUACUCAGCUUUUCACAAUGUUACAGCCAUGGUUGGAGCUGGUGUGCUCAGUCUCCCUUAUGCCAUGUCCGAGCUAGGAUGGGGUCCUGGUGUGACUGUACUAGUCCUCUCAUGGAUCAUUACUCUUUAUACUCUUUGGCAAAUGGUUGAGAUGCACGAAAUGGUUCCGGGAAGGCGUUUUGACAGAUACCAUGAACUGGGUCAGUAUGCUUUCGGUGAAAAGCUGGGCCUAUACAUUGUGGUGCCUCAGCAGCUUGUGGUUGAAAUUGGGGUCAACAUUGUCUACAUGGUCACUGGAGGACAGUCAUUGCAGAAGUUCCAUGACACCGUCUGUUCCAACUGCCAUAAGAUCAAAUUGACCUACUUCAUCAUGAUCUUCGCUUCUGCUCACUUUGUGCUAUCCCAUCUCCCCAACUUCAACGCUAUUUCAGGUGUAUCUUUGGCAGCAGCGGUCAUGUCCUUGAGUUACUCCACAAUUGCCUGGGCAGCUUCUGUGAACAAGGGUGUUGUAGACAACGUAGAUUAUAGCUACAGAGGUCACAGCACUGCAGGAAAUGUGUUUAACUUCUUUAGUGCCCUUGGGGAUGUGGCUUUUGCCUAUGCCGGGCACAACGUGGUGCUGGAGAUCCAAGCAACAAUCCCAUCCACGCCAGAGAAGCCAUCCAAGGGUCCCAUGUGGAGAGGAGUAGUUGUUGCCUAUAUAGUCGUGGCUUUGUGCUACUUCCCAGUUGCUCUCAUUGGUUAUUGGAUGUUUGGAAACCAGGUUGAGGACAACAUUCUCAUCACGUUACAGAAACCAGCAUGGCUCAUUGCUAUGGCUAACAUGUUUGUCGUUAUCCAUGUCAUUGGAAGCUAUCAGAUUUAUGCAAUGCCAGUAUUUGACAUGAUUGAAACCGUGCUGGUGAAGAAACUGAAAUUCAGGCCUAGUAAAAUGCUUCGAUUUGUUGUGCGUAAUGUGUAUGUGGCAAUCACCAUGUUUAUUGCUAUCACCUUCCCAUUCUUCGGUGGUCUCCUAGGAUUUUUUGGAGGAUUUGCUUUUGCUCCAACAACAUACUUCCUUCCAUGCAUCAUGUGGCUUGCUAUCUACAAACCAAGGAGAUUUAGCUUGUCCUGGUGGACUAAUUGGAUCUGCAUUGUGCUUGGAUUGUGCUUAAUGAUUGUAUCACCCAUUGGAGGAUUAAGGACAAUCAUAAUUAAGGCCAAGACCUACAAAUUUUACUCUUAAACCUUCACUCACUGGAGAGUGAUGCUAAUGCGAGAAACGGAUGAAACAGAUGGUUGUGUAGUGAAGAGCCAGACUCGUAGGACGUACCUGCAAAUCUUCACAACUGAUUGAAAAAGGUUGGCUCAUGAUGUAUCUAUCAACCAGCUGGUGGAAAUUAAAGAAAACUACGGCCAGAGGGUCUUAUUAUA